CCAUCGGGAGCUGUUCUGUUUUUUUUUUGCGGAAAAGUUAAAAUAUUCUAAAGAGAUAUACAAAAAAAAUUACAUAAACCAUGGCAGACACAGAUUUAGCAGACCUGAGAAAACAAUGCAUUACAAGUUUGUAUUUAUGUACUGACAAUGUAUCAAAAUAUUUAGAUAGUGAAAAGGAAGCGGAAUUUGAUAAACUUAAGAAAUGUGUUCAACAAUAUUGUACUUUAGAAGCUCAGCAGGAUGUUACCAUCGAAGCAAUGGAGAAAGCUAAGCGUGAGACUGACACAUCUAACGUGGACACACUAGAGGAGAGAUUUCAAUCACAUUUAAGUACUUUAGUAGGCAAACGCUUGAGGGUUGACAAGCAUCCUUACAUGAUUGAGUUCACCAAGAGAUUUGAGAAGGGCCUGGAAGCUGCCAAACAUAACUUGGAUGAGUCUGAGUUAGCAAUAACAGAGUCACAGGAUCAGUAUUUGGAUCCAAUAACAAAGAGACCUAUAGCGGAUCCUGUGAAGAAUACAGUAUGUGGACAUGUCUAUGAAAGGGAAUCAAUCAUGAAUUUGAUUAAAACUAAAAGUAGAACCAAGUGUCCAGUUGCUGGCUGUGGCAAUAGAGCUCCAGUUGUGGCCAAUCAGUUAGUGUCAGAUGAAGAGCUUAUGUUCCGAAUGACUAUCACAAAGCACUCAACCAUGAUACAAGAGAGGACUAUCACAAACCUGGAUGAUACUACUGGAUAAUUAGCUAUUUAAAAUAUAAGUCUGAUAUGCAACAUAAAAUUAAUGUUAUAGGUAUAGUAUAGAUGAGCCAGUUUAGAUCUGGAAAUAAAACGAGUAGCCCAAGAUCAAUGAGUUUGUUGCAUUUAUAAAUUUUUAAAUGACGGCGCCUAUUUCUAGUUCUUUGUAAGUUGUAAAUGUGAUCACAUCAAUUCCUGGCAAGCAUGGCAAUUUCUGGAAAUGAACAAAUAUAUACCAUUUUUUGACCUGGAUUCUAUGCUUGGAGAAAUUACCGUCAUAAAAUGCUGUUAACUUGACUAGUUAUUUAUUUAGGUUCUUUUUUUCGCAUAUUAUGAUUGUUUUUUUUUGCAAGACACUGAUCUAUACAUUAAGAUGAAAAAACCUAAUAUUUGUGUA
Messenger RNA from Trichoplusia ni (cabbage looper), 1130 nucleotides. Its product is annotated as E3 SUMO-protein ligase NSE2-like. Bases 81 to 737 code for a protein of 218 amino acids. NCBI's taxonomy places the organism in Eukaryota, Metazoa, Arthropoda, Insecta, Lepidoptera, Noctuidae. Gene Ontology annotation, biological process: protein sumoylation; double-strand break repair via homologous recombination. The transcript is spliced from 5 exons. Gene Ontology annotation, cellular component: nucleus; Smc5-Smc6 complex. Gene Ontology annotation, molecular function: SUMO ligase activity; zinc ion binding. The record is from RefSeq and is a predicted model, not a curated record.